Populus nigra (black poplar) is the source of this 1682-nucleotide messenger RNA. RefSeq names its product probable alpha-amylase 2. The record is from RefSeq and is a predicted model, not a curated record. The transcript is spliced from 13 exons. The coding region runs from base 254 to 1486 and encodes 410 amino acids. NCBI's taxonomy places the organism in Eukaryota, Viridiplantae, Streptophyta, Magnoliopsida, Malpighiales, Salicaceae. Gene Ontology annotation, biological process: carbohydrate metabolic process. Gene Ontology annotation, molecular function: calcium ion binding; alpha-amylase activity.
UCUGUAAUGUUCGAAACCAUUUUAAAUUCUCUUGUAAUCGAAUUUGCUUUUUCUCAAUUGAACGACAACCAAGUGAUUGAUUCCAAGCGAGUGGAGUCACCCACUUGAAUUCUCCUCUUACAUUUUCUAUUUAUAGCCCCAAAUGCACCCCAGCAAAAUCACGCUGCGAUCGCUUCCUCUAGCUCGGAUUUUUACUUGGAUAAAACAAAAUAAUACGAUCCGGCGUCGAAUUAUUGAAGCCUAGUGGGCCGACAUGGUUUACAACAGUAAUGGAAACGACCAGCAGACUGAUAAUGGAGCUGUGCUGCGGAGCGGAAGAGAAAUCCUUCUUCAGGCUUUUAACUGGGAGUCACAUAAGCAUGACUGGUGGAGAAAAUUGGAGAAGAAAGUUGCUGAUAUUGCGAAAUCUGGGUUUACCACAGCAUGGUUGCCGCCGCCUACUAACUCCUUCGCACCCGAAGGUUAUCUUCCACAGAACCUUUAUAACCUCAACUCUUCAUAUGGUUCCGAGCAACUCUUAAAGGCUUUACUUGAAAAGAUGAAGCAGUACAAUGUUAGAGCAAUGGCUGACAUUGUUAUCAAUCACCGGGUUGGAACAACGCAAGGGCACGGAGGAAUGUACAAUCGUUAUGAUGGAGUUCCAUUAUCGUGGGAUGAACGUGCUGUUACAUCUUGUACUGGUGGAUUGGGUAAUCGAAGCACUGGUGACAACUUCAAUGGGGUUCCAAAUAUUGACCAUACUCAACAUUUUGUUCGAAAAGACAUAACUGCAUGGCUGCAGUGGUUACGUAAGAAUGUUGGCUUUCAGGAUUUCCGUUUUGAUUUUGCAAGAGGUUAUUCUCCAAAAUAUGUGAAAGAAUACAUUGAAGGAGCGAAGCCCAUAUUUUCAGUUGGAGAGUACUGGGAUUCUUGCAAUUACAAUGGCCAUUUUUUGGAAUACAACCAAGACAGCCAUAGGCAGCGGAUAGUCAAUUGGAUUGAUUUAACAGGCCAGCUCUCAGCUGCAUUUGACUUCACAACAAAGGGAAUUCUUCAGGAAGCUGUAAAGGGGCAAUUCUGGCGUCUGCGUGACCCGCAAGGAAAGCCACCAGGUGUAUUGGGAUGGUGGCCCUCGAGGGCUGUCACAUUCAUUGAUAAUCAUGACACAGGCUCAACACAGGCUCAUUGGCCUUUCCCUUCGGAUCAUAUUAUGGAGGGUUAUGCUUACUUACUUACACAUCCAGGGAUGCCGACAGUUUUCUACGAUCACUUCUACGACUGGGGUAAUUCUAUUCAUGAGCAGAUUGUGAAAUUGAUUGACAUUCGGAAGCAUCAAGAUAUCCACAGCCGAUCAUCUAUCAGGAUUUUUGAGGCCCAGCCAAACCUUUAUUCUGCAAUUAUUGGUGAGAAGGUGUGCAUGAAGAUUGGGGAUGGUUCCUGGUGCCCAGCGGGCAAGGAGUGGACGCUUGCAACCUGUGGCCACCGAUAUGCCGUGUGGCAAAAAUAAUCCUCCUCUUUCCACCCCUAGUAGUUGCCCCCAGUUCUGCUAUUUUCUUUACGGGGAGGAUGGGUGCAGAAUGUAUGGCAGAGGCGAGAGGCCACUUCUACAGCCUACCAAAAUAGUACAAAUAGUGGAUGAGUGAUGCCCUUUUCGCAUUGGAAAUCACUGUACUAAUAAAAAUAAAAUCCAGUGCUUUGAAGCA